Messenger RNA from Cydia strobilella, 1908 nucleotides. RefSeq lists its product as uncharacterized. Bases 969 to 1904 code for a protein of 311 amino acids. Gene Ontology annotation, molecular function: DNA binding. The record is from RefSeq and is a predicted model, not a curated record. Gene Ontology annotation, biological process: DNA recombination; DNA integration. NCBI's taxonomy places the organism in Eukaryota, Metazoa, Arthropoda, Insecta, Lepidoptera, Tortricidae. The transcript is spliced from 2 exons.
GCCUACUGGGUAUUUUUCGUGGCGUGUUCGGCUAGACACAGCUCUUUACCCCCUCGAGUCAAAGUGGUAUGCCAUCCUAGGCCGUCUCUUUGUAUUCACUCAUCUUAAAGUAGGUGCAUUCAAGUGCUUAUUCAUUUUUCAGCAAGUGAAGAAAUAAGCGAAAACAUCUUAGCUUUGCUCGGAGAUGCACCAGAAGAGGUUACAUUUGGCCCAAACCUUCUUGGCCAGGUUGCUUCUCGUUGGCAAGAUAUAAUUAAGAAAGGUAUGAACAAAGAUGACAGAGACAAGAUUGUGAAAAAAUAUCCUGCUCCGGAAAACUGUAAAAUUAUUGGAGCUCCGAGAAUGAAUUUAGAGGCUCAAGUCGCAGCGGGCGAGACUCUUGUUCAUAGGGACAAGGCAAUUGAAAUGAAGCAAAAUGAAGUUUCCUGUGCUCUGUCCGCGAUUGGUCUAGCACUUAACAAGUUGUGCCUUGUUGCUGGAAAUGAGGAGGUAAUUACCCUCCUGAGCGACUCUGCCCGUCUUCUGUGUGAUUACCAACACAGGGAAUCCCAGCUGAGAAAGAUGUUUAUAAUAUCUGGUAUUGAAAACAAAAUGGCACGUGAGACUUUAAGAGAUUGUGAGGUAGACCAAUGGCUUUUUGGAGAAAAUUUAGCUGAAAAAUUAAAGGCUUCAAAAGCUAUUGAACUAUCUAGCAAAGACCUGAAAAACACAAAAAGACCCAAGAAGAUACAUCCGAGUCAUUUAAACUUCAAGGGCCCAACCAACAACACACACAAACCCAGAGCCCGAGGUCAUCAGAAGCAAUACCACAGGAAACCGAGCAACACUUCUUCUGCCAAGCAACACCACCAUCAGCAGAAGCGUCGCACUCAGCGACACUACCACAGCCGCCAUUAAGCGAUCAGCAACCAGCGGUUUCAACGGCGUCUUAUCCUGGUUGCCGCGGUGCUAUCCGGGAAGCGUUAUCAAUGAGAGGAGUGUCAUCUGGUGCGGCCAAAAUUAUGUUGGAAUCUCUCGCGCCAAACACCGUCAAACAGUAUGAUACGUACUUGAAACGCUGGUAUAUGUUUUGUGGAAGAAAUCAGAUUGAUUAUUUUAAGGCAUCCAUCCCAGAAGUGCUUGCUUUUUUAACAGAAUUGUGCAGUGAAGGAGCUGGGUAUGGAAGUGUCAAUUGUUGUAAAUCAGCUCUGAUGCUUUUACUGGGAAAUAAGAUCUCGUCAGAUGAUAGCGUGAAACGGUUUAUGAAGGGCGUUUUUCGAUUACACCCACCACAACCUAAAUAUAGUGUAACCUGGGACCCUCAAUUGGUUUUAAAUCAUUUGUCAAAAAUGUCACCUAAUAAAAAUCUUUCAUUAGAAAAUUUAAGUAAAAAAUUAGUAACUCUUUUAGCUAUUGUUACUGCACACCGAGUGCAAACCAUAUCCUUGAUAAAAUUAUCAAACAUUCAUCAUUAUUCUGAUAAAGUUCUUAUAAAAAUUUCAGACUUGAUCAAAACUUCCAGAGCAGGUUCUUAUCAACCUGUGCUGUCAUUACCAUUUUUCAAGGAAAAACCUGAUAUUUGGCCAGGCCAAACAUUGUUAGAUUAUAUAAACAUGACGAAGGAUAUUCGUGGUGGUUGUGAGCGAUUAUUUAUUGCCUUCAAAAAACCCCAUAAAGAGAUCACUUCCCAAACAAUCAGUAGAUGGAUUAAGACCACUUUAAAAGAUAGUGGUAUUGAUACCUCCAUUUUUACCUCCCAUUCAACUCGCCAUGCAUCGGUGUCAGCCGCCAACCGCUUAGGAGUGAAUAUUGAUGUAAUCAGAAAAACAGCAGGUUGGAGUGGCACUUCAAAAGUUUUCGCCGAAUUUUAUAAUAGGCCCUUAGUGCCAACUGAUGAUUUUGCAAGAUCAUUAGUAUCUAAUUAAUUAA